AUGCUUCGAAUUUUUCGUCGAAGAUUUUCAUCAUUUUGUGAUUAUACAAUAAGAACUCAUACUUGUGAUGAAUUAACGGCUAAAAAUAUUGGUUAGUUUUAAAAAAAACCUGUUAAAAUUCAUAUUUGUCAGGUGAUUUUCAGAUGAGAAAGUUUCGAUAAUGGGUUGGUUGGCAUUCAAAAGAAUGGAUCGAUUUUUAGUUGUUCGUGAUUCUUAUGGAACGAUUCAAGCGAAAUUACCUCAAAAAUUAUCGAGUUUAGUUAAAGAUCUACCUUAUGAAUCAGUUAUUCGAAUUGAUGGAAAAGUUGUUGAUAGAGGAGAUAAAAAUCGAAAUUUGAAUAUGAAAACUGGUGAAAUUGAAAUUGAAGUAGAGGAAUUGGAAAUAUUAAAUCGAUCUUCAAAAGAUAUCCCAUUUUUACCCGAUGAAAAAUCGACAAAAUCACAUGAAAAAACACGAUUGAAAUAUCGAUAUAUUGAUUUGAGAAGUGCAAAAAUGCAAAGAUCACUUCGAAUUCGAUCCGAAUUUGUUCAUAAUUUACGCAAAUUUCUUGUUGAUCAAAAAAAGUUUGUCGACGUCGAAACUCCCACAUUAUUUCGACGAACUCCGGGUGGAGCAGCUGAAUUUGUUGUUCCGGCACCGCAGCCAAAUUUAGGACAAGCUUAUUCAUUGCCACAAAGUCCACAACAAUUCAAACAAUUAUUGAUGGUCGGUGGAAUUGAUCGAUAUUUUCAGGUAAAACAGUUUUUUUUUAUAGAAUGAAUGAAUUUUUGAACUGCCACGUGAAAGUUCACGUUUUUAUUGAAAUUCUAACAAAAAAAAAAAUUAAAAAAUUUUCAACAAAAAAAUCCAAAUGUGUAAAUAGAUAGCCCGAUGUUAUCGUGAUGAAGGAUCAAAAGGAGAUCGACAACCAGAAUUCACUCAAGUUGAUAUCGAAAUGUCAUUCACAACCCAGAAUGGAAUUAUGCAAUUAAUUGAGCAAAUGAUUGUAUCUUCAUGGCCUUCUUCACUUUCACAUCUCAAACCAAAAUUACCAUUUCCACGUGUAAAAUAUUCAGAAGUUAUGGAAAAUUAUGGAAGCGAUAAACCCGAUUUUCGAAUUCCUUGGAAAAUUGAAAAAGAUGAACAGAAUAUUUUUGGUUAGCACAGUUUUCAUUUUAUUUUCUGAAUUUUCAAUAUUUCAAUCUACGUUUUCAGAUAUUUUGAAGACCAAAAAUUCUACAGAAAAUUGGAAUGCACGAUUUAUUGUUUGUAAAAAUGCCUCGGAAAAAGUAUCAAAUUCAUUGAAAAAAGAAUGGAAAAGACUUAUCGAAAUGAACGAAAAUGGUCGAAAUUUUGCAAUUUGUCAGAAAAAUCAUACAUUGAAAAGUAUCAAUUUAUCCGAAAUUCCGAAUUUCGAUGUUGAAAAUGAUACACUUAUUGUAAGUUGGGGCGAAUCGGAAGGUGUUAAUUGGACACUUGGAUAUUUGAGAAAUUAUGUGGCUGAAUUGAAUGGAUUGAGACAAAAAUCGGAAGUUCAAGCACAUUGGGUUAUUGAUUUUCCACUUUUUUCGAGGGAGAAUGGUCAAAUGGUAUCAACACAUCAUCCAUUUACAGCACCGAUUUCAGAACAUCAAGAAUUAUUGAAUGAUGAAACAAGGCUAGAAGAUAUUACUGGUAGGUUAAUGAAUUUUUAAUGAAUAUGAAACUGAAAAUGAUGAUUUUAGGACAACAUUAUGAUUUGGUGAUAAAUGGUGUGGAAAUGGGUGGUGGAUCAAUUCGAAUACAUAAUUCUGAUAUUCAAAAACAUGUUCUUCAAUUGUUGAAUGAACCAAUGGAAGAAAUGGUAAAUAACAAAAUGAUUUGGGGCGAAUUUGAAAUCGGGCCAGGUCCGACUAAUCGAACCCGAUUUCGAAGGUUUUUUUGAAUCGGAUCAGGCUGACACUGUUCAAAUAAGAAUUGGACCACUUUUUUAGAAAGGGUUUGAAUCUGAAAAUAUUCAAAAGGUGGUCUUUUCAUACAUAAAAUAGGUCCCCCGAGUCAGUUUUCAAAGUUAGGGUCCCUCCUUGAAAAUUUUCCAAAGUUAAACACCUUCCUCACAUUUUUGAGCAAAUUUUGGACAAAUCUGGGAAUUUUGGUAAAUUAUCAGCAGAAAAUUGGCCAAGUUAGGCACCCUUACUUUCAGAUUUUUGAAAAAAGUUAUGCCCCUCACCCCGAUUCUGGGGACCCAUUUUAUGUAUUUUAUGUAAAAGACCGUCUUUUUCAGAAAUUUUUCUCAAAAGAAUGUUUCUCAAAAAAUCGGACCUGGCCUGAUUCCUCUGGUCCGAUUCAAAAACCACUCUCACAAACAUGUUUUCCAGAAUCAUUUGCUCGAAGCGUUAUCGUUCGGAGCACCACCUCAUGGUGGAUUUGCACUUGGAUUAGAUCGAUUUGUUGCACUUUUAACAUCUGAAGGUGAUCCAACAACUCCAGUUCGAGAUGUUAUUGCAUUUCCAAAAACAAAAAAUGGAAGAGAUUUGAUGAGCGAUUCACCGACUACUUUGGAUGCGAAACAAAUUGAAAGGUAACUUAAAAUUAUUUUUUAAAAAUUGGAGAGAAGAAAAAACGAAAAUUUUCAGAUAUGGAAUUCAAUUGAAGUCGUAA
Caenorhabditis angaria is the source of this 2620-nucleotide messenger RNA. The record is from the annotation of a GenBank genome assembly. Lineage: Eukaryota; Metazoa; Nematoda; Chromadorea; Rhabditida; Rhabditidae.